UUUUUUUUUCUUUUUUUUGUAUUAUUCAUUCUUUAUUAUAUAUACAUACAUAAUGGCUAUCGUUGUUCCUUCUGAAUAUGGUUACGUUCUUGCUGUGGCGACAGCCAGUGCUUUACAAUUAUUUUGGUUCGCUCAUGGCGUUAAUACUGCUAGAAAGGCAGCUGGUGUUCCUUAUCCAUAUCUCUAUGCCGAAAAAAGCGAAGCUGAAAAGGAUCAAGCCAAACAUCUUUUCAACUGUGCUCAGCGUGUACAUCAAAACAGUUUAGAAUCCUUCCCCGUGUUUAGUACCUUAUUAUUAAUUGGUGGUAUUAGUCAUCCUGAAGUCUCUGCUGGUGCUGGUGCCAUCUAUCUUGUUGGUCGUGCUGCCUAUUCUUCGGGUUAUAAGACUGGUGAACCUAAGAAACGAGUCCGUGGUGUCUUUGGUUACAUCGGUUUGCUUACCUUGCUUUAUACCACCGGUGCCACUAUUCACACCUUGUUGAAAGCUUUAUAA
Molecule: messenger RNA, 493 nt
Organism: Halteromyces radiatus
Lineage: Eukaryota; Fungi; Mucoromycota; Mucoromycetes; Mucorales; Cunninghamellaceae
Exons: 5
Coding region: 53-493 (146 amino acids)
Cellular component (GO): membrane; nuclear envelope; endoplasmic reticulum
Molecular function (GO): glutathione peroxidase activity; glutathione transferase activity
Source: RefSeq, a predicted model, not a curated record